AUGCAUCGAACAGAGCCAGAGGGUACAAGGCGCGAGUCGCACCGCAUUGCCGAAGGCCCGGACCUCGAGAAUGUGAAAAGAGCUGACUCCUUUGCAAGGACUCUCUCGAACCCCAAUACCUCUGAAGAAGCCAAGCAGCACGCGCGAGAAGCCCUCGAGAAUGAAUUCCAAGACGCACCACAUGUCAGCGAUGAGGGUGGAAAGGACCCCGCGACCGUCGCCCGGGACCUGAAAGCGUAA
Cladophialophora bantiana CBS 173.52 is the source of this 240-nucleotide messenger RNA. RefSeq lists its product as uncharacterized. The record is from RefSeq and is a predicted model, not a curated record. The transcript has a single exon. The coding region runs from base 1 to 240 and encodes 79 amino acids. NCBI's taxonomy places the organism in Eukaryota, Fungi, Ascomycota, Eurotiomycetes, Chaetothyriales, Herpotrichiellaceae.